Messenger RNA from Nanorana parkeri, 5193 nucleotides. RefSeq names its product poly [ADP-ribose] polymerase 4-like. The coding region runs from base 1 to 5193 and encodes 1730 amino acids. The record is from RefSeq and is a predicted model, not a curated record. NCBI's taxonomy places the organism in Eukaryota, Metazoa, Chordata, Amphibia, Anura, Dicroglossidae. The transcript has 27 exons. Gene Ontology annotation, molecular function: NAD+ poly-ADP-ribosyltransferase activity.
AUGGGUGUAGGCAUCUUUUCAGACUGUGUUUUCUUCCUCAAAGUCACUUCUUUGCCAUUCAAAGAAAAGAAAAACCUCAAAACCUGCAUAACUUCCAAUGGAGGAGUCAUUUCCUUUGUAGUCAAUGAAAAGUGUACACAUGUCGUUGUACUAAGUAAUGCAGCACUGAACAGUUCCCAGCAGAAGAAUAUCCAGAAGCAUUGCAUACCAAUAGUGAAGCCUGAUUUCAUUUGGAGAUCCGCCCAAGAGAAUCGACUUGUUGAGGUGGGAUUGUCUGACAGCAGAGAAGUUGAGGUGAACCUGGAACAAGUGAAAGAUGAUAAGAAAAGUAGAUUUCUUGCAAAAUUUAUGAAACACACCAAAAGUGACAUUGCUGAAAGGGAUCUGAUAGAUGAUGAGGAAUUUGAAGAACAAGGAGAUGAAAAGGACUUUCCAUAUGAUGCAGACCUGGCGAAAUACAGCUUAUUCCAAAAAGGAGAAGAAAUUGCUAUUGUGGAAUUACUCUGUUUUUGUGAACAGUGCCCCUUUCCAUUUAAAGUAUCUACAGUGUGUGGCAUACCAGGAAUAUCUCAGCUGGAGGACAUAUGGCGGAUACUAAACCCUUCUGUGCGAGACUACACCUUUUACUCCUUCCCUCAUUGCUCCCAUAGCCGUAUUGAUUAUUUUCUGGUGUCCCACCACCUUCUUUCAUGGGACCCCCACACUGCUAUUGACUCUCAGGUGUGGUCAGACCACUACCCUGUUUCUCUAGAUCUCUCAUUGGAACAGAAACGUUCUCAUCUCCGCUCCCUCCUGGAUCUCAGCGCCCUAAAAUACAGGGAGUCCUUGCGCAGAUCAUUAUAUGAACAUAAUGAUAAGUGCGGUCGUCUGCUGGCACGUUCCAUUCGAACGCUACUUACGCGCACUUACGUCCCUAAAAUACAAACGAAAAAUGGCCAGGUGGUUCACAGCACUGACCAGAUUGCGCAGGAGUUCCAGGCAUACUAUGCCGAACUAUAUAACAUACCUGCCCCGGGAGCUUCCUUCCUGAUCUUGGACCUCUUGGAACAGGCGGCCUCAUACAUCGCGGCCACCCCUCUCCCAACUCUCCCGGCCGAAGCUGCGGCCCUACUCGGGGAGUCCUUCUCCCUGGAGGAGGUUACAGAGGCCAUUGGGGGACUUCCCUCCGAGAAGAGUCCGGGACCUGAUGGCUUCACUGGUGCUUUUUACAAACACUUUAGAGACCCGAUAGCCCCUCUACUCCUCUCUGCGUUUAACUCCAUCUCCGCGGACUGCCCCUUCACCCGACAAUCACAAGAAGCACAUAUCACGAUUAUCCCUAAAACCGACAAAGAUCUGACGCUUUGCUCUAAUUAUAGCCCGAUCUCCCUUAUCAAUGUGGAUCUUAAGCUAUACGCUAAGCUCCUAGCGAAUCGCCUAAGUCACUAUGUCCCCUCCCUUAUUAAUUUGGAUCAGGUGGGCUUUGUCCCAUUCCGCGAGGCCAGAGACAAUACUGUCAAGACGCUAACACUCAUGUGCUAUGCUAAAUCUUCAGGCCUGCCUAUGUGCCUUUUGUCGGUUGAUGCGGAGAAGGCGUUUGAUCGCCUCAAUUGGAACUUCCUUACUCUUACACUAGAACAGAUUGGACUGCCAAAAUUGUUUGUGGAUGAAGUUAUGGCCCUCUACCACUGCCCCACAGCCCGGGUGCGGGUAAACGGCUCCCUGUCCUUUCCCUUUUCUAUUCGGAAUGGAACGGGACAGGGUUGCCCACUGUCCCCAUUUUUGUAUGUAUUGGCCAUGGAGCACCUUGCCAAGGCCAUAUGGCACAACCCGUCGAUCCAAGGGGUAUGUAUCCAAAACCAGCACUAUAAGCUGGGCCUUUAUGCAGACGACGUUCUCCUCUACUUGUCAAACCCCCGUGUUGCUCUCCCCUUCUUGUUAGAGGAAUUUUGGAGGUUUGGCCUCGUCAGCAACUUUAAGGUGAACCUACAUAAAACCGAGGCCUUGAACGUCUCCCUCCCUUCAACGGAGGUUACCCACCUCAAGGAACAUUUUCAUUUUAAAUGGCAACCAUCUGCUCUUAAAUAUCUCGGCGUCCUAUUGUCCUCGGAUCAUGCAGACCUUUAUCGCCUGAACUUUGCUCCGCUUCUCCAAUCUACUAUCUCACGUCUACAGACUUGGACCUCCCUACGACACUCCUGGAUGGGAAGGAUUGCGCUCUUUAAAAUUGAUAUUCUUCCUCGCUUCCUAUAUCUCUUUCAGACUCUUCCUCUUACUCUCCCAUCUUCGUUUUUCCGUCAAUUACGUACUGCACUGCUUCGCUUUAUCUGGAAUGGUAAACGCCCGAGACUGGCCUACAACAUUUUGGUCCGCCCAAAGGAUGCGAGGGGCCUUGCCCUACCUGACCUGAAGACCUAUUAUUACGCCACGCUCCUUACCCACGCUCUUGAUCGGAAACACCAUGAAGCUCACAAGCUCUGGGUAUCCCUAGAAACUUACAUCUCGCCAGUACUCCCUUUCUCGGUACCUUGUCUUACUCCUGCUCACCGCCCCCGCUCUUCAACGCUCCCUUUCACUCUUCUGCCCCUCUUGAGAGGGUGGGACCUUUUGGCUAGGACUCAUGGCCUGUCUCCCCCAGGGGGACCUAUGACCCCCAUAAUGGAUAACCCCGAGUUUCAACCGGGCUGUAUUUCCUCCAGCUUCCUCUGCUGGUCGUCCAAUGCACCUUCGCCUCUGACAAAAGCUCUCACGGGGAUGGACCUGAAACCCCUGGUUACUCUACUUGCAGACCGUCCCCAUAUGCCAGGAUCGUGGCUGCUCUAUUUCCAGCUUUGUGCGUUUUACGCCACAAUGAGGGAUCGGGCCACUCUUGAACACCCAUUUACCUGCACAAGUGUAAAAUAUACAGAAGCAUUUAAAUUCAGUGGAGAGCGGGUGUUACUGGUUUGCGAUGUGGCUUUAGGUAAAACAAAAGAUGUCGAUAAGAGAGAUUACAGCAUCACUGAACCACCUCAAGGCUUCCACAGUUUACACGGCGUCCGAAGCGAUGUAUGGAAAAAUUCUCAAUUUAUUGAUGAUGAAUAUGUGGUGUAUGAUGUAAAUCAGGUGAAGAUGAGAUACGUUGUUCAGUUUUGCACUAGCAAAGACACUCCUAAUCUAAGGAGUGAACCUGCAGUGACUUUACUAGAGGAGAAUGAGCAGAUGACAAGUUUUGAGCUCACUGAAGAUGAUCCACUAGAGGCUCUUCCUGAAACCCCAAAUGUCCCAAAAGGUGGUCUUCAGGGCAUGGAUGGGCAACAGAUUCCCCUAGAGAGCAUUCAUGUCAAAGCUCGAAUAAUGGACCUUGCCGCUCAGGUUGUCAUUUUCCAGACCUACAAGAAUAAUUCUUUCUUCCCAAUAGAAGCCAAAUAUGUUUUUCCUCUGGACAGCACAGCAGCUGUGUGUGGGUUUGAAGCAUUUAUCAAUGGCAAACACAUUGUUGGAGAGGUUAAGGAAAAGCAACAGGCACAUCAGGAGUACAGAACAGCUAUCAGCCAGGGUCAUGGGGCUUAUCUUAUGGAUCAAGAUGCACCUGAUGUCUUCACAGUGAGUGUUGGGAAUUUGCCAGUCAGGGCAACGGUCAUCAUUAAAAUCACAUAUGUAGCUGAACUGAAGUGUUCGAAUACUACUGUGGAGUUCUCUAUUCCUGGAACAGUGGCUUCUUGGCAAGAAGAUCAAGCACUGAAAGAAAAUACCCAGGAUACUGUAGCAAAGGUGGGCAUUGAGGGUGACAAGGCAACACAAGGCAAUUUUCACCUUGACGUGUCAGUUGAGAUGCCUCGAAAAAUCGAAGAUAUGUGGAGUUAUACACACAGCAUCAAAAAAAAGCAAACAGAGUGCAAAGCUGUGAUCAAGGUGGAAGAAGGCAGUUCCCUGAUUGAUGAAGGUUUUUGUUUAAACAUACGUCUUGAAGAUGCUUAUAUCCCGAGAAUGUGGGUUGAAACACAUCCAGACCAAAACAGUGAGGCAUGCAUGCUGAUAUUUCAGCCUCAGUUUGAAGAGUCAUACGAAAUGUCAAAAGUAACUAUCUUUCUUGAUUGUUCCAAUUCCAUGGAAUCCUGUUUUCAUAGUGCUAAACAGGUUGCACUGCUUGCCCUCAAAACUCUGUAUGUCAGUGGAAUCAACAUUGUCACUUUUGGAUCAACUUACAAAGAAUUUUAUCUCUAUCCAAAGCAGACCAAUGACUUGUCGGAAAUGGAAACAUUUAUUAAGAUGGCCAAACCCAAUAUGGGAAGUACAGAGUUCUGGAAGCCCCUACAGUCCACCUGUCUUUUGAGACCCUCCUCUGGUCAUCAUAAAAUCCUCCUCAUCUCUGAUGGGCACCUCCAAAAUGAUAACCUUGUCUUCCAGAUCCUAAAGAAAAAUAAAAAUCAUAUUAAAUUGUUCACCUGUGGUGUAGGGGCAAAAGCAAAUAAACAUAUGCUGAGGUGCUUGGCAAAAAAUGGUGCUGGAGCAUUUGAAUAUUUUGCAGACAAAUCGAAGAGCAGCUGGAGAAGCCAGAUGGACAAACACGAUUCAAGGCUGAAAUCUGCUGCAUGUACAGCUGUCUCCAUUAAGUGGAGUCUGUUUGGUAGAAAUCCUGCUGAACCCAUGCAAGCACCCACCAACAUUCAGACUCUAUUUGACGAUGACAGAAUUAUUGUUUAUGGAUUUGUCCCUCAUUGCACUAAGGCCACACUGAAGGCUUUAAUCAACAAUAAAGAAUUUAAGAACAUGGUUUCAACCACUGAACUUCAGAAGACCACUGGAACAAUACUUCACAAGCUCACAGCUCGGGCUUUCAUCCAAGACUAUGAAGAAGGGAUUUUGAAUGAGAAAGAACAUGAAAAUGAGAUGGAAAAACAGAAGAUGAAAUCCUUCAUCAUCAAGCUAAGCAAAGAGCAUUCAAUUGUGACUCAGUUUACAAGCUUCAUUGCUGUAGAAAAACGGGUGAGUCAGGAGAAAAGUGAGAAUGUUGAACCAAACAGUCUUGAAAUCAUAUCCGCUGAAGAUGUCGAUAUAUUGUCAUACAUGGAGUACGCAGAUGAAGAGAACAGGGAGAUCGGUGAAUUGACGGACGCCGGUCUCCUCCCCAGCUUUCCGCCAACACCCGUAGGAGGAGCACCGGAGCCCGGGAAAUACGACGUGGGUGGCGGUCAGUUUUUCGGAACGUGGAAGCGAUCUGGCCGCAGCUGA